UUCCCCCACGAGACAAUUCGGAUGGGCGGGGCUUGCUGCCAUGGUUACGCCUAAACCAAAAGUCGGGAUUUAUUUACAGGCUGUAUGUCUGUCUCGUCUGUCUCUCGCUCGCAAGCUCUGUUAUCGGCUCCGGGCUAACUUUGCCGCACAUAUGGCCUUCUUCGGUUUAACACACCUGGGUUAUCAAAACCCAAUAGGGGAUAAAAUGAUAGUGAAUCCCAGAGGACCGUCUCAGUUCUGGGAGGGUGAGAGAAACACCAGAGCAGGACCGCCUCCAUCUCAUCAAGAAGAACAGGGAACCCUCCGAUGUAAUGACACAUGCAGCGUUUACCACCAGCCUCUUCUCUACAGCGCUGACAUACACCAUGGGAGCCAUGAGCGGUACAGAGAGAUGGUCAAACGGGUUCAAACACCAAGGGCCCCUAACCAGCUGUACGUAGUGCCUCUAACGGACAGCCAGCAGUAUGGAUGGAUGAUGUCCAGGAGUCCUGAACCGUGGACUCAAGUCAAACGCUUUCCCCGAAAGAACAGUGAGAUGACAAAGUUUGUUAAAGAAAUGUCAGCGACCGACCCGGACUUCAGCCUAUUCUGACAGCCUUUCUUCUUCAGUUAUGUUACACAUACACAUGCACGCACACACACACGCAUGCAUGCACGCACGCAAAGCAGCAUCAGUUUUGAUGUGCAUUCCGGAGAUUAAAUUAAUAGCAGAGCCACUUUUUUGGGACAUUUUUCAUGCUUCUUUUGGAUUCUUUUUCUACUGUUUGUUUUUCUUUCAAUCAAAAAUCUAGUUUUAAUGUAAGCUAUAUUUUUACACGAGCUAUGAGUAACCAACUACCACUCUAAAACAAUAUUUCUUUAACCCUUUUAGCUCCUGACUUUUAUAAAGGAAGAAUGAACGUGUAAAUAUACAGAUUUAAGGCUGCUUAUUGGCAAGUAAUUUAGAGCAAUUUUUCUGUGUUAAACAAGCAAUAAAAAUGUACGAACUACCACAUUUUUAUUUUAUAAGUCAAGAUCAAGCAGGAUCCAGACCUGCAGGUUCAAAGGCACCACUGGAGUGGUUCAGAUGGAGCGUGAGAUUGUACUCCCCUCUAGAGGAAACAAAAAUAACUACUUCUGAAUUUUGGAGAUAGUGGUCUUCAUGCAAGUUUUCAAAACAGACGUCUUACCAGAUGCAUAGCAGAUGCACUGGUUUGUCUUAAAUAGAGAGACACAACAGUUUGGAGAUUGUUGUUGUUG
Molecule: messenger RNA, 1239 nt
Organism: Etheostoma cragini (Arkansas darter)
Lineage: Eukaryota; Metazoa; Chordata; Actinopteri; Perciformes; Percidae
Product: testis-expressed protein 49-like
Exons: 4
Coding region: 41-592 (183 amino acids)
Source: RefSeq, a predicted model, not a curated record